Molecule: messenger RNA, 1581 nt
Organism: Trichoderma harzianum CBS 226.95
Lineage: Eukaryota; Fungi; Ascomycota; Sordariomycetes; Hypocreales; Hypocreaceae
Exons: 2
Coding region: 487-1515 (342 amino acids)
Source: RefSeq, a predicted model, not a curated record
AUUGUUUCCUCUUAUAUAUCCAACCCUUUUCCAUCUUCAUGAAAUCCGGAUAUCCAUCCCAAACAUCCUCGUGUAUUCGUCUAUCCGCGUAUUCAUCUCGCCUCCAUCUCUCGCCAGUUUCAAGCCUCAUGCACGAACCCCCAUAAAUCCGACAAUAUCCUCAAUCCCCGGCUGAUGCUUUUUCCCCCGUUGAGCUUAGCCUGCCUCAUUCCCACUCCGGCGGACUUGUAAGACGCCGCAGGUCCCACAUCUGCCGAUUCUGCCCACACGGAGUGAUGACACUUUUUGCCUCUUGCGGGAUAGUCCGCCGGCGUGGAGGCUAAACGCCGACCCCUAGCCGCAGCAUCACGAACUGGCUGCUUUGCACUCUCUCUCUUGUUUAUUUCAUCCCUCUGUAAUGCCCUGUGGAAUGCAAGGAGGUAGCUUGUAUCUCUGUAUACAUCUGAUUACUACUAUUCCUCUCUUUGGUUACACACUCUCAUUGUCAUGGCGCCAAGCUCGCGCACACACACUCGAGCACCCGGCAAGGUUCGAUCGAUCCCUGAUUCUGAUGCAGAUCUGACGGCCAGCGAGAUCCGUUUGGCUCGUAGAAAGAUUCAGAACCGGCUUAAUCAGAGAGCACAUCGAUCGAGAGCCCGGGAUAGGAGAAUUGACGGCACGGGACAGCCUUACCGAGUCCAUCGCUGGCGGAUAGAUGACGGUAAGGAUGACAUACCAUACAUCAAGCCACGGGAAAUUCCGAGCGAAUCUGCCUGUGUGCCUGUAAAGGACAAGUCCGCUCCGUCCAAUCAGCUGGUCGUCUCGAAGCAUCCAGGGCCGAGCAGGGGACUUGUUCCGCAUGGUAGUGCAUUAGUCUCCGUCUCUACCACAAUCCCAGGCCGCACUUCUGCUCCUUGGCUAGGCCUCAGCUACUGCCUGCUCUCCGAUCACCUGCUGCAUCUAAUCCACUUCAACGUCCUCAGGGGCCUCUCAUACAACAAGAAAGUCAUCAAGCCGAAUGCCUUUAUCGAAUGCACAGGCAGCGCCACGGCCCAGUUGAAGAAGAUCCUCCCUCACAUCCCAGAAGCAACCUCCCUCGUGCAAAUCCACCUCCCUGAAAGUCUCGCUCCGACGAAGCUGCAGAUGUCGUGCCCCCACUCCAACUGGAUCGACGUGUUUCCCUUUCCGAAGAUGAGGGACAAUCUGAUUCGGUGGGAAAAUUACUUUAGCCAUGCGGAGUUUCUGACGGACCUCCUGGGGAACCUUAUCAGCUGCAUGACCGCUCCGCCGCCCAAGACGACGCAUUCGCUGCUUGGUAACAGGGCUCAGGGGGAGGAUGAGGAUAUUCCGACUGACCGCAGGGGGCUGAUUCUGUGGGGCGAGCCGUUCCACAAGGAUAGCUGGGAGGUGACACCGGGAUUUCUAAGGAAAUGGUCGUGGGCGGUAGAUGGAUGUGGCGAGUUGCUUGAGUCGACCAAUCGGUGGAGGACGGCGAGGGGAGAAACGCCGCUACGGAUGGCAGUGAAGUCGCGGUAGACGUAAGCAUAUGGAUGGAGUUUGGGAGUAACAGUUUUAUUAAUCAUGGUAGAUGAGUUGUGUAUU